AGCCAAGGGUGGUUGGCCUAUAUUUGGUCACCUUCCCUUGGGUUCGGACCAGGUGGACCCUUUUGGCGAGAAAUUCGCAAGCUAGUCACCUUGGAGUUGCUAUCAGUCCGGAAGGUUGAGCUGCUCAAGCACAUUCGAGUAUCAGAAGUGACUGCUUUCUUGAAAGAAUUGCACGAACUUUGGAGUACAAGGAAGAAGGAGAGCUCGAAAGAUGGAGUGAUUGUAGAGCUGAAGCAAUGGCUUGGGGACAUGACGCUGAACGUGAUUCUUACAAUGGUGACCGGAAAGCAGUAUUCCGUGGCUGCCGCUGGGGAUGAGAAGAAAGAAGCGCGUAAGGUUCAGACUGCAUUGAGGGAGUUAUUUGAUUAUCUGGGCAUGUUUUUGGUGGGUGAUGCGGUUCCUUAUCUGCGGUGGUUGGAUUGGGGUGGACAUGCGAAGGCAAUGAAGAAAAGUGCAACGGAAAUGCACGCCAUUGUUGCAGAGUGGGCUGAAGAGCAUAAGCAGAGAAGAGCAAAAGGUGAUGCAAAAGGAGAACAGGACUUCAUAGAUGCGAUGCUUUCUGUGCUUGAUGGUGCAGACCUUGGCAGUUUUGAUGCUGAUACGAUCGCCAAAGCCACAAGCUUGAAUGUUAUUGCAGGAGGUGGCGAUACCACCAUGGUGACAUUGACAUGGGCAAUAUCGUUAUUGCUGAACAACCCUCACGUUAUGAAAAAAACCCUAAACGAACUAGACACCAAAACAGGGAGACAAAGAGUUGUGAGUGAGGAAGAUUUAAGCAACUUGGUCUACAUCCAAGCUAUUGUGAAGGAGACGUUACAUUUGUACCCAAUGGGACCAUUAUCCAGGCCGCGUGUAUUCAAUGAAGAUUGCACCAUUGUUGGCUACCCUAUCCGAAAGGGCACCCAAUUCCUCCCAAACCUCUGGAAGAUCCAAAUUGACCCGAAAUUUUGGCCUAAGCCACUCACGUUCAAGCCAGAGAGAUUUCUUACCACGCACAAGGAUGUUGAUCUGAAGGGUCAGCAUUUUCAGUUUAUUCUUUUUGGAAGUGGUAGAAGAUCAUGCCCUAGUUUGGCAUUUGGCCUUCAAACGGUGCAAUUUACGUUGGCUAGUUUUCUACAUGCGUUUGAAAUCUCAAAACCGUCAAGUGCCCCAGUUGAUAUGACGGAGAGUUUUGGAAUGACCAACGUUAAGGCAACUCCACUCAACGUUCUCAACAAACCUUGCUUAUCUUCUGAACUCUAUAGAUAAAAGACGGAAAUAUAAAAUAUUAUGUGUGUGGUAUGAAUAAGUGGUUUUCGUUGUUAUUAAUUUUAUAUAAUUAUGUGUAUAUCUCUAUAGUCAUGAAAAAAAACCGAGACAUAUCUAUACUAUUAUUAAG
Molecule: messenger RNA, 1378 nt
Organism: Pyrus x bretschneideri (Chinese white pear)
Lineage: Eukaryota; Viridiplantae; Streptophyta; Magnoliopsida; Rosales; Rosaceae
Product: cytochrome P450 82A4-like
Exons: 2
Biological process (GO): defense response to other organism
Molecular function (GO): monooxygenase activity; iron ion binding; heme binding
Source: RefSeq, a predicted model, not a curated record